Notolabrus celidotus (New Zealand spotty) is the source of this 3548-nucleotide messenger RNA. It is a transcript of the gene slc36a1, whose product is annotated as solute carrier family 36 member 1. The transcript is spliced from 13 exons. Gene Ontology annotation, molecular function: L-alanine transmembrane transporter activity; glycine transmembrane transporter activity; L-proline transmembrane transporter activity. Bases 399 to 1847 code for a protein of 482 amino acids. NCBI's taxonomy places the organism in Eukaryota, Metazoa, Chordata, Actinopteri, Labriformes, Labridae. Gene Ontology annotation, cellular component: vacuolar membrane. Gene Ontology annotation, biological process: glycine transport; L-alanine transport; proton transmembrane transport. The record is from RefSeq and is a predicted model, not a curated record.
AGUCCUGAAUAGGUCACAUGACCGCUUCACUGCCUCCUCAGUCGACUCCUGUUUUGCCUUCAGUCCCUGCUCCUCUGCCGCUCCGAGUCCUCCCUGAUAUGGAUCAGAAUAGGAAAAUUAAGAGGUCCACGGUGAGGUUAGCUUAGCCUCUUGUGAAAAAAAACCCAGACCAGAGACCAGGACAGGAGGCGGAUUCCAGGUUUCUCCGAGGCAGACACCUGAGAGGACAAAGAAGAAGAAGGAGCAGCACCUGGAGGGGGGAUUCUGCACCACCUGUGAAAGCUUUACUGUUUGCGGAGAGCUGUCAAUGCUGGACUCCCUGAUCUCUCAGCGAGAGGAUCUGUGAGGCUGGGGGCGAACGACACCCAGCCGACCAACUAACCACCACCACACCCAAGAUGAUGGCUUCCAGCGAUGUGGACACCCGUGCUGAAGGUUCUUUAUUCUCUGACCAAAAUCCCUCAGAAAUGGACGCCCUCUGUCCCUCUCCCCCCGGACCUAACAGACCUCAGCGUAACUACGAGAGGAUUGGAGAAAGGGCGGGAACCUCGUUCUGUCAGACUCUUAUCCACUUGUUAAAAGGGAACAUCGGCACAGGGCUGCUGGGUCUGCCUCUGGCUGUUAAGAAUGCAGGGCUGGUGCUCGGACCGGUCAGCCUGCUGUGUAUGGGGGUCGUAGCCGUCCACUGUAUGAGGCUGCUGGUCAAAUGUUCCCACCACCUCAGUGUAAAGGUGAACAGGCCGUUUCUGACCUACGGCGAGGCGGUGCAGUAUGGGAUGGAAAACGUGUCAUGGCUGAGGAGACACUCACAGUGUGGAAAGCAGACAGUGAACGUGUUUCUAAUCAUCACUCAGCUGGGCUUCUGCUGCGUCUACUUUGUCUUCCUCAGUGACAAUAUCAAACAGGUGGUAGAAGCAGCCAACGCCACCACCUUCAGCUGCCACGUCAACUUCACCAACCAGACGCAGGUCCUGGUGCCCAGUUUCGACUCCCGUCUCUACAUGCUCUGCUUCCUGCCCUUCUUCGUCCUGCUGGUCUUCACCCCCAACCUGAAGUACCUGGCCCCCCUCUCUCUGAUGGCCAACCUGGUCAUGACGGCCAGCCUGAUCCUCAUCUACUUCUACUCUCUGAUGAACAUCACCUACCCCAUCGAUCUGCCUAAAGUAGGCCGGGCUAAAGACUACCCUCUCUUCUUUGGGACGGCCAUCUUUGCCUUUGAAGGGAUUGGAGUGGUUCUUCCCCUGGAGAACAAGAUGCAGAAGCCUCAGAAGUUCAUCCCUGUUCUGUAUUUGGGGAUGGGCAUCGUCACCUUCCUCUACAUCAGCCUGGGCACCAUAGGAUACAUGUGCUUCGGGGAGCACAUAGGAGGGAGCAUCACUCUCAACCUGCCAAACUGCUGGAUGUACCAGGCCGUGAAGCUGCUCUACUGUUUCGGUAUUUUCAUCACCUUCGCUCUGCAGUUCUACGUCCCGGCAGAGAUUCUCAUCCCCCCGGUUGUGGCUCGCGUGUCGGAGAGGUGGGAGAGGCCCGUCGACCUCCUGCUCCGCACCCUGUUGGUCAUCUUCACAUGUGCUCUCGCCAUCCUGAUUCCGGAGCUGGACUUGGUGAUCUCGUUGGUGGGCUCGGUCAGCAGCAGCUUCCUGGCGCUGAUCUUCCCCCCCUUGCUUCAGAUCGUCACGUUCCACUCGGAGGGCCUGUCACCCAUCUCGGCCGUCAAGAACGUCAUCAUCAGCGUCUUCGGGUUGGUCGGGUUCCUCACGGGGACCUACAUCGCCAUCGAGCAAAUCAUCACUCGGAACGGACUCAAACUCUCAGAGGAGACGUUCUCUUCUUACCUGGUGCAGUGAUGAAGAGGAGGGACUGUUGGCAGGUGGAUGUUGACACCCACGCCGUUUAGUACACGUUUUUUAGGGCACAUUUUUUAUCAUUUCUUUCUUUGAUUUGCUGCUGUUGGAUGUCGUGACCAUUUUAGGAUUAAUCUAGCACAUGUUUUUAAGUACGGUUAUUUAGUGCAAUGUAAUGAAAAGAUUUGAAAACGUCAUUCCUUCAGGUAGGACAUUAUUUAAACCAUUCAAAGAGGGACUUGUAGAGGUAAUUUAUCAAUCCACAGUCUGAGUAUUUUGAUGUGUUUCAUAUUUGGGUCAGAAAAUCAAACUACCUCACAAACUGGUAUUGAUUUGGACUUUGAAAGUUCCAGAUUAGACGCUGUUGUUGAAGUAGUGUUGACUUGUAGCCUUCAUCCCGAAACUGCUUCUCCUGUAGAGCUUUCAGAGUUCGACCAACCGCCUCGCCCAGGACAAGAAACUUCUCUUUGUGUUGCACUUUGAUUUAUGCCUUAUUCAGCUUCGACGUAAACGACACAUCACGCAAAAAAACUUAAAGUCCAGAGAAACUGGAGAUGAGAACUUGCAGAGAUGAGAGAUUUGUAAUUAAAUGUAGAACACAAAAAAAGAAAAGGGUUGAGUAUCAAAAUGCUUUGGAGUUUGAGCCCCCUAAUGAACAAGAGCGAUGGAUCCUUUGAAUCCUGCUGCUGAUAACUGACUCCUGGUAACAAGAUCAACACCUUAAAACACAAUCAAACUAAUCCUCUGUACAGAGCAGGCACUUUAAUUCUAAAUUAUAGCAUCUAAGUUUGUCUUUGUAUGGGUAAAAACUAUGUUAAAUGUUUGAUUAACAUGGACCCUGUGAAAUGCAGACAUGUAGUGGAGGAGGUGGGAAGUGUUUUAGAUUAUGCUUAUAUAAACAGUAACAUGAAUCAAAGGGAAAGUAGAGUUAUAUGACAGGAUGAUGAGAUCUUGGACCCUGAUGAAGCGGUAAUCCUAGAUGUUCUCUGUGUGUGUUUGUGCCUCAUUAUUUUAACUAUCCAGGACGCCAGAGUAGCAUGACGAUCUGACUAAACCGAGAUACUGAUCCAGGAUCACGUCUCUAUUUCAUCAUUCGAGUCCAACAUGUGGAUCUUGACUUAUGAAAUGCUCAAUAUGAGAAAGUCUGGGGUCUUAAAUCCAAAUUCUAAUAGUUUCAGUGUGAUUUUUCUUCUUCAUUCAAGUUUUAGUUUGAUUUUUUCAAAUGAUUUUUAAAGUGGGGUUGUAUGAGGAUCUCGUCUAUAGUGAGUGUUUUAACCACAGAAGACAAAUCAGGUGUGGAACCAGCUUAUGGACCACCACAGACAGGUCAUUGUUACCACAUACUUUGAGCUAGCUUCAGUAACCAAGACCCAAAUAUUGACGUGUUUUUAAGCGCUUUACUCUCUUAUAAGAGAGACCGUUAGUUUGUAGAGUGCACUGGAGAACUGUCUGGCUUCCUGGUUGGAAAUAUACUUACAGUUGACUCAAGAUGAGACAGGAUUUGCGUUUAUUCAAGUGAUUGUUAAGUAAAGAAAAAUGGAAUAGUUCAUGUGACUGUUAUCUACAGAAGAGGAUUAGGGCCACUGGGGGGGAAAAUACAGACAAUACAAAAAAUGCAAUACAAUUUUUUUAAAUCUGAGAUUACAGAAAAUUCUGAUUUUUUCCCUCAGGAUUCUGAAAAAUGAAUAAAGGUGCAUUUUUUUU